AUGGCAGCUCACCCCUUGGUGGCUCUCGGGCAAUUAGCACAGGCCUUUGCACAACCACCCGGGAAUCCCAAGCCAGGAUCCUUUGCCAGCUCAGGACCGCGCAUUUGUUUUCAGUAUCGCGACACUGGUCGUUGCUCGAGGGGGGAUGCCUGCAAUUUCGUACACUCGAAUGCCAACGGCACCAACCAUGCAAUGUCAACGACUACAGUGACUGGAGUAGAUGCUGCUGCCAGAGCAGGCGGCAAAAACUUACAGGACAAGGGGAUCACUCACGACUUCCAUGGUUUCACGACUGGUUGCGUGCCUGAGGGGUCUACUCACAAAUUUGGCCAAAUCACUGUCGUUGAGCACUCUGAUGUGGUUGACAGAUUAGCCAUGACCAAGAAUGGCCAGCUUCUAUACCGCAUGCUUCCCGUACAUACUGACGCAUUCGACUUGCUUGCCGAGCUCACCAAAUACUUGGAUGGUAAUGCCACCUGUCACGGGAAACCUGUCACUCCAUCUGCCCUCCACCAGGUGAUGCGUGGUAUCAUUCGCCAGCUUCAGCUUGACGGUUGGAAGGCUCGCGAUGACGUGGAGGAGGCCAUUGCACAGACCCCCAACAUGCCGCCGGAGAUGGCCAAGCUGCAGGACAGCAUCCGCGAGCUCACCAAUGCGGUUCGCAAUCAGGCAACACCUUUGCAUGGUGCCAAGCGCUCUCCGCAAACUUCUCCCGGGGAUUUCGCGAAGCAAUUCCAAACAAUGUCGGAGGCGGACAGGCUUGCAGCGCUCGCCGCGAUUGGUGUGCCAACGACCUCUCUACCACCGGCAUCCUUCACAUCACCUCCGCGGAAAAUCUUUACUUCAGUGCCCGGUGCAUUCUCCAGUGGACCCAGCGCGCACAACCAAGUCUAUGCAGGCCCAUUGUUCGGUGACGACGAUGAUGAGGAACCCGAUGCAGUCUUGGACCUCCCGAUUGCGGAUGCCUCAGCCGAACUCCUCCACUUAACACGGUCAUCUACCGCAGAGCUGGGGUAUGUGCGCGAGAAGGUCGCUUAUGACGCUGCCCAACCAUUGCAGAUUGCAGAGCUGGACGGCAUGGUUGGCCCAUGGGAUGCACGCAUACCUGUGACAACCGAUUUCCCGGGGCUGAAGGACAUACUCAAGGAGCAGCCGCCGAACGUGAUUGACAUGACCAAGAGUCUUAUCCCCAAAGUGUGCAAGCAAAUCCAUUUGGUAGCAAAGCCCGGUACGCGGAUUGAUCACCUGUACAAUAGCUUCGGGUUCAAAUUCCAAUCGCGUGGCCAGCAGGAUGCUGGCAUUGUGGGGCUAGCACUUUGCCUCAGCCGCAAAGCGUGCGGGCUUUCGUGUACUCCCGAAGUCCCGAGCCCAUGA
This is a messenger RNA of Symbiodinium sp. CCMP2592, 1374 nucleotides long. NCBI's taxonomy places the organism in Eukaryota, Dinophyceae, Suessiales, Symbiodiniaceae. The record is from the annotation of a GenBank genome assembly.